AUGAUUUUAAAAGAAUUCAAUAAAGAAGUCUGUUGGCUUUUUGAUGACUACAAUAAAAGACUAGAUUCGUUGACAUUGUUGUCACUCAACAACAUUCAUUAUAUUGUCAAUCCAUAUCAAUACUACAGUUUCGAGAAGUUGGUAUAUUUGAAAAACUUGAGUUUGUCAAAUAACGAUCUACCCUCAAUUCCUAAUUUAAGCACAUUAAUCAACUUGAAAGCCCUCAAUUUAACCAAAAAUAGAAUUCAGAAACUUGAUAACUUAUCCAACUUGAUCAACUUGAGAAAACUAUAUUUAAAUGAAAAUCAAAUUGAAAAAAUAGAAAACAUAUCACGUCUUGCAAGAUUGGAACUACUUUCAUUAAAUAAAAACAAAAUCGACAAACUACAGGGUCUUGAUAAGCAAACUAGUUUGGAAAAGUUAUACUUGAGUGAGAACAAUAUAAACAGCUUAGAAGGAUUAUCUAGUUUGGUGAAUUUAAAAAUCUUAAGCUUGGAAAAUAACAAAAUUCCAAAUAUAGGAACUAGUUUAGCCAGGCUAGUCAAAUUAGAAAAUUUUUUGAAGUUGAGUGACAACCAAAUAGAGAAAAUAGAGGGAUUGGACAAUUUAAUACAGUUGGAGAAUUUGGAAUUAGAAAGAAAUAAAAUUAAAAAAAUUGAAGGUCUAACUACACUAACAAGAUUGAAAACGUUAUCUUUGACUAGGAAUAAAAUACUGAAAUUAGAAGGACUAUCAACUCUUAUAAAUUUACAGCUAUUUGGUGCUGUGUAUAAUCUGAUUUCAAAAAUAGAAGGAUUAUCGUAUUUAACUCUGUUGAAACUGUUAUACUUGGGCGGAAAUGAAAUCAUGAAAUUAGAAGGAUUGUCCAAUCUUGUUAAUUUAGAAUCUUUAUUAUUGGAACAGAAUCAAAUCAAAAAGUUGGAAAACAUUCUGAAUUUGGCUCGACUUCAGCUAUUGUAUAUCAGUGGCAAUGAAAUCAAAAAAUUGGAAAACUUGGAUCAGUUGAGCAAACUUAGAGAUUUCAAUAUUCUGUAUAAUUUGAUUGAGAAUGUUGAGAAUAUU
Messenger RNA from Ascoidea rubescens DSM 1968, 1062 nucleotides. Its product is annotated as leucine-rich repeat domain-containing protein. The transcript has 2 exons. The record is from RefSeq and is a predicted model, not a curated record. Gene Ontology annotation, molecular function: protein binding. The annotation marks the transcript as partial. NCBI's taxonomy places the organism in Eukaryota, Fungi, Ascomycota, Saccharomycetes, Ascoideales, Ascoideaceae.